Molecule: messenger RNA, 7382 nt
Organism: Schistosoma intercalatum
Lineage: Eukaryota; Metazoa; Platyhelminthes; Trematoda; Strigeidida; Schistosomatidae
Source: the annotation of a GenBank genome assembly
AUGAAAUUAUCCAAUUCACAGGAUAAAUCUUAUCAGAUUAAAAAACGUCAAUCCUUAUUUGAAACCAGUGAAUUAGGUAAAACAAUCAAUCGUAUCAAUGCAUUGCCAAUUAACAUUCAAGAUCAUGGUGAUCAUUGGAAACGAAUAACUGAUUUAGCAGAGCAAACAAAUCCAUCCAUAGCAAUGCAUCAACCAACGUUAAGACGUUCGUCAGAGACAUCUGAAACUAGUGGAAAAUACGAUUCACAAUCUCUAUCACAACAAUCUCGUAAAACUAGAACCAGUCAUUCAAGUGAAAAAACUGUGAAAGAAUUCGAAGAACUCACUGUUGAAGCAGAAGAAGAAAGUAAGAUUUUUGACAGAUAUACUGAAUUUGGUGGAAUCAAAUCUCAGGAAACAGAGAAAUUAGAGAAUGAUGAAGAUGAUAAAAAUUCAUUAUUCAAAACACAAACCCAUAAAAAACCGGAUCAAACCAAAUUGAUUUUACAUAAUAAUCAUUCAAUAAGAAAACAAUUAUCAUGUAUCAAAGAUCAUCCCAAACCUCAACCGUUUCCAGAUAGACAACUUUAUAUUUAUGUUAUAGCAGAUCCAACAGAUAUGCGGAUUGAACUCACCAAUUUAAGAAUGUAUGUUUGGCCAUAUUUACAAAGAACUUGUAAUGAACGUGGAUUUACACUUAAUAUAAUUGAUGACAGUAUGGAUACAGAUAUUGAACCACGUAAUCAGUUGAUGAUGCCAAUGAUGAAUACAACAUCAGGUGAUUCAAUAGAUGAUUAUGAAUUAAAAGAACAUUUGUCUAGAAGAAUGAAACAAAAGAAUUAUCUAAAUUGUUUGAUUCUACUAUCCAAUCGUUCAGUUGGUCCAGUUAUUCAAUUACCUCAAUAUCUUCCUAACAGCUUAAUAAAACAAAUUAAAAAUAGUGCAUUAGAAGAGAUAGAAGAUUUAAAAUCUGAAAUAACUAUGUUAUCAGAAAAAUUACCUGGAUUUGAUAGUCCACGUCUUCAACGUCGUCUUUCUAGAUAUUUAGGCUCACAAACAUCAUUAGGAUCAUUAUCUGAAGAGGUAACAAUGAAACAAUCUCAUAUGUCACCAGUAAGUGAUGCAAUACCUAACAAACGGAAUACUUCAAAAUUUUCUAAUGUUACACCGAUACAAAUGACACAAAUUGAAGAUUCAAUACGUCAGAAAAGUGAAAUUAUACGUACACUUAAUCCAGAUAUUUUAGACAAAUGGUACUGUCCAACUUCAGAUUCACAUCCGGAUAUUUCAUAUUUACAACCAGUUAGUCAAAUUCUCCCAGGGAUUACAUGUUUCGAUGAUCAGAAUAUACGUCAAGCAGAGUUAAAAUCUUGGUUAAAUGAUUCUCAUCGAAUACGAUGUUUACUUAUGCGUUUCUCUGAUCAAAGUCAAAUCACUAAUUCAUCAGCUACAUCGUAUCGUUUAUCUAAUAUGGAAAUAUCGACACCAAAUACUGAAACAAUUCAAUCGAAUACUGAUUCUAUUCCCAAUUCAAAUAGACAAACUGAUAUAACUGAUAGAUCGUCUUAUGUAAAUGAAAAGUAUAAUUUCCAGUCAGAAGUUGAAAGACAAAUAGAAAUGGUUCUACAAAAUAAUGAAUUAAAUUCCGACUGUUUUGUUCAUAUACGUUAUCAUCAAGAUAAUAAAAUUCCAUUAAAGAAAUCUAUUAAUAAUAAUAAUAAGGAUAAUUCUAUAACUAAUUGGAGAUCCCGAUCAUUAUCAUUAGCUUCAUGGUCAACAACAAGAACUAAUUUAAAUACAAUCAAUUCUGGUUCUUCUAAUUCAAUAAGAAAUGAAUUUCUUUCAAAUGCUUUUGAUGAAUCAUUAGCCAGAGCAAAGCUACUUGUGAAUUGGGCAAGAUUAAAAGUACCAGCUGAUAAUCAAUCUUAUUAUGAAUUAGAAAAAUCUCCAUUGAUUACAUUGAAUGAUCAAAUCCAUUGUUCACAAUCUUAUUUAGAUCCAAUACAUUAUCAAGAGCAUACAAUCUAUUUAAAUGAUAUGUGUCGUAAUAUACGUAAUAAAUUUAGUGAAAGUUUAAUUGAAGAAAUGAAUAGACGUUAUUCAAUGGAAAUAGAUGAUAGAAAAAUGGAUAAAUGGAAUAAUUUAUAUCAUUGGUGUUUAGAAUAUGAAAUGUCAGCUCAUUUAGAAACCAUAGAGAAAUUAUCUUCAAUGUGUAUUGCUAGAGAGGAAACCUUAAUGGAAUUAUAUGAGUUAAUUAUAAAACAUACUACAAAUUGUCAAAUGAAUAAUGAAACAGAUAAAAAUUAUUUUAGUUUUAUUCAAAUAACAGGUGAAUCGGGUAGUGGAAAAUCUGUACUAUUAGCUAGUUUAAUUAAAAUGUUAUUAACAAAAUCAAUAAAUGUGAAUAGUUCUCUUGUAAAUCCACGUGUCAUCUAUAGAAUGAUUGGAUCUUCCACAAUGUCAUUAAAUCUACUUAAUUUAUUGAGUUAUCUAUGCUUAGAACUUUCAACACGAAUGAAUCAUUCAAGUAUAUCUGAUACUUACGAUGGACUACGUACGGCUUUACAUACAGCUAUUAUUGAAGCUACGUAUGAACAAUCGUCCCAGCAACCAUUAGUAAUUAUUCUGGAUGGAAUUGAAAACUUGGAAGAAUGUAAACAACGUAAAGAGAAUUUUCCAAUAUCAUGGAUUCCAUUCCAUUGGAUAAAAUAUAAACCAACAUUAAAUUGUCCAGUAAUAUUUAUUAUAUCAAUGAUAAAUAAUCCAAUAGAAAUAUCAUAUUUUCAUAAAAUGUUUCAAAAUAAAAUUAAUCCAUUUAUUUUUGCUGAUAAAAAUCAUACUACUCAUAAUGAUUUAAGUAGUCAAAACAAUUAUCAUCAAAUUUGUUUAAAUGAAUUAGAUUUCAAUAAUAUGGAUAAAUGUAUUAAAGUAUGGUUAUCAGAAAUUGAAUUCAUGAAAUAUUAUGAACUAUUUAUAUCAAUUAUUCAAAUGACAAAUAGAUUAUAUCAACCAUUACAAUUAAAAAUAAUCAUUCAAUUAUAUAAAUAUAAAAAAGAUAAAUUAAAAACUAUAUUAAAUGAUUUAAAACAGUUUACUAAUUAUGACUUAUUCAGUAGUUUAUUAAAAUAUACAAAAGAAUUUUAUGGUAUAAAACGUGUACAAUUUAUCAUUGGUAAUAUUAUUUUAUCAAGAUGGGGUUUAACUAAUGAAGAUUUAUUAAAUUUAUAUUGGAUUAAAUUACCAUUGAAUGAUAAUUAUCAUCAUUUAAACAAACAGAAACGUUAUUCAUUACAAGAUAUGAAUUAUGAAUUAUGUAUAAAUGAUAAAAUAGAUCGAGUUUAUAUUACCUAUAAUUGGUUGCAUCGAUUUCUUCAUGAAUUUUUAUAUCCAUUAGGUAUUAUUUAUAUGACUAGAUCACCACCAUGUGGUUGUUAUGAAUUAUAUAAUAUAAAUCAACAAUUAUUUCAAUAUUGGAUAGAAUAUUAUCAUUUAGAUAAUAAAAUUCAAUUAGAAUAUCGUACACUUCAAUGGAAUAUAUUUUAUAAUCAACAAAAAUCUUCGUCGUUGUCGUCGUUGUCCUCUUCUUCGUCGUCGUCGUCGUCAUCGUCGUUGUCUUCUUCAUUAAUUCAAAGAAAUUCUAAUGAAACAUUGAAUAUGAAUUUAAAUCUACAUUGGAGAUGGUUAUAUGAAGUACCAUAUCAUUUAAGUAAAUUAAAUAAAAUACAAAAAUUAAAAAAUUUUUGUAUUUUUAAUCCAAUUUGGUUAAAUUUCAAAAUACAAUUAAAUUUAUUUACAGAUAAUCAUUCAUUAUUAAUACAAAAUUGUUUAGAUGAAUUUUUAUAUUGUUUAUCUUUUGUUGAAUAUUCAAUAGAUCCUUCCAAGAAAUUGAAUGAGACUUCUUUAACGAUGAAUGAUUCAUUUAUUCAACAAUUUUUAAAAUCUUUUCAUCAUUAUCCAGAUAUUCAUCUUUUAAUAAGUAUAUUUAUACAAUGGAAAUAUGAAUUAAAACAUAAUCCAUAUUUAUUAAAUAAUAUACUAAUUCAUCAGUUAAAAAAUUUUAAUGAGAAUGAAUAUACUACUUUAUUGAAAGAGGAUAAUGAAUUAGAUAAAAGUAGUAUCAUAGAAAAAUCGAUAAAAUUUCUUCUUGAUAAUUUAGAACAAUAUAAUAUAAAGUAUAAUAUUAAAAUACCUCAUUUAAUUAAUUUUAAUAUACCAUUAUAUUUAUGUACAAAUGAACAAAUCAUUAUACAAUUAACAUGUAAUACGACAAGUAUUACGUCAUCCUCCUCCUCAUCAUCAUCAUCAUCAUCAUCGCCGUCACCAUCGUCUUCAUCACCAGGUAUUGGAUUAACAUGUUCACGUAAAACAAUUCAAAUCAAUACAAUAGCAUAUUCGAAUACUAAACAAUAUUUAGCAUUAAUUACAUAUGAUUUAAUUGAUUCUAUAACACUAUUAGAAAUAUGGAAUAUAAAUGACAAUUAUAAAUUCAUUGAUUAUAUUAUUAAUUAUAAUACAAUACAAACAAUAAAUGAAUUAAUAUGGAUUGGUAAUAAUGAUAAUGGUAUAUUAGGUAUUGAAAUACCAAGUCAAAAAAUAUAUAUAUGGCCAUUAUAUUUAAAUGAUCUUAAUAUAAAAUCAAUAACUAAUCAUAAUUUAAAUCAAUAUUAUUAUUUAUUAAUCGAUGAAGAAUCGAAUGCAUUGGAUACAAUUAAAGAGAAUUGUACUAUACAUAUUAUUGAUAAUGAUCAAAAGAAUAUAAGUUAUAUUAUUAAAUUACAACAAGGUAUAUAUAAAUUAUCAAUAUGGUUAUGGAAGAAUCAAUCAUUGAAACAUUUAAUAGGACCAAUUAGUUUAAUGAAUCAACCACAAAGUAUAAUUCAUGAUUCAAUGGAUCAUAAUAGUAAAUUAGAACAAAAAGUAUUACGUUCAAUGAGUUUACCAAAUGCAAUUAAAUCGAAUACAGAAUUAUUAAUCACUGGUUAUUUAUUAAAUCAUAAUGAUAAUAAACAAUUACACAUUGUAUGUGGUGUUAGAGGAGAUUCACAAGCAACAUUAUUUCAACUUCAUUUAAAUGAACAUAAUAAUGAACAAUUCGAUUUGAAUCAAUCUAUUCAACAGAUCUCUUUAAAAUGUCCAAAUCACUAUGGUACACGUAUCUUAGGUAUCUGCAGUAGAUCAUCAAAACCAAUUAUUAUAGCUAAUAGAUCAUUAUCAUUAUUAUUAUCCAAUGAUCAUAUUAUUGGUUGUAUUGAUUUAUUUGAACAAGAAACAGGCAAUUGGAUUAAACGUAUUGAAUCGACAUCAUUGAAUACAUUUAUCACUAUGGAACCAUAUAUAAGACAUUUUAAUUUAUUAACAUAUACAUCAUUACCAAAAUUAUAUAUGUAUUAUGAAUUAAUCAAUGAUCAAUUGAUUACAAUGGUACAAAAUUAUUCAAAACGUCAAAACUAUCAAAAUUUUCUUCAAUCUUAUAAUACUACUAAUAAUGAUGAGAAUAUAAGUAGUAUCGAAGUAGUCAUAUGGGAUAUUAAUAAAUCUAUCACACAUAUUAUAAAUGAUAAACAAUUAUUACCAUAUUUUAUACAUAAUCAUUGUACAUUCAUUGCACCAUAUAGUAUAUCAAUAAGAAAUUCUAAUGAAAUAAGUUUAGUGAAACCAAUCAUUGAAGAAAUUGGUUAUUGUUUAUAUAAUUGUAAUCUAUUGAAUGAAUUUACAACAUUCAAUUAUAAUAAACAAUUAUCAAUGAUAACAAAGAAAAAGAAUGAUCCAUUCAAAAUGAUAAGUUCAAUUUAUAUGAUCCAAGAUCAUGAUCAUGAUUAUAUGAGUUUUUUAAGUUAUGAUUCAUUGAAAAAUGAUCUAUUUAUAGGGAUAAUGUACUUAGCAACAAAUGAUUCUAUCAAUGAUUGGUUAAUUGAAUAUUUACAUGUGAAAUCUUUCAAUAAAGAUUCAUGGAAUAAUAAAGAUCAAUAUAUAUUUAAUGGACAUAUAUUGAUUACAUUGGAAAAAUUAGAAUAUUCUGUAAUUGUUGAAGAAUGCAAGGAAGUUUAUCAAAGAAUGGGAAUCUAUGAAAUAGAAUAUCAUUCCAUGAAUAAAUUUCAUCUUAAUCAUAUAAGACAUUUAACAGAUGUUUUCAUUAUACCAAAUGAUUUAUCUGAAUAUCAAAUUAUUCAUUCAAAUGAUCCAGAUAGUACUUCAUAUUUACUUGGUUUAAAUGAAACUAGAUCACAUUUUGUUGCUUAUAGUUUAUUAAAUGGACAAGUUAUAUGGAGAUUAAAACCGGAUUUUUCAAUUUAUCCAGAAUAUAAUAAUCAUCUUAUAUUGAAUACAAAACAUGAAUCAACUAGUCUACAACUAAGUUCCAAUACUCAUUUAACUAAUCAUAAUACAAUUGAGAAAUUCUUAAUCAGUGGUAAUCAAAGUAUCAUUAUAGUUAGUUAUGGUUCUGAAUGUGUAUGUGUAUUUCUUAUGAAUAAAUUACAACAUGUUGGUUAUUUAAAUGAAAUGUAUGCUAUGAAGAAUGAUCAUCUUUCAGAAAGUAUACAACGACAACAACAACAACAACAACAACAACAAUCAAGAAGAUUAGAUGGACCAAAUCUAUCAUUAUCAACAAUAUCCUAUGAUGGUUAUUGGUUAGUUCAUUCAGAAUAUAGUUAUGAAGAACAAUGUACAUGUUUAACUGUAUGGUCAUUAAUACAUUUUCAUGAAUCUAAAUCAAUUCCUUAUGAAUAUACCAUACCAUGGAAUCGUAAACGUUUAAUAAAUCAAUCUGAUUUAAUACAAUUAAAUAUAAGUGGUUAUAAUUGUAUUAUUGUUGGUGCAAGACUUCAUUAUGGUAUUCUAUGCUGGUGUCCAUGUAAACAAAUUGAUCCAAUUUAUUUACAAGGUAGUAAACAAUUAAAUUAUUCAUUAGAUAAUCCACCUAUAUUAUAUAUAUCAAUGAAUGGGAAUAAAAUUAUAUCAGCUAGUGGUUAUAUAAAACAUACACAAAUAACAAUAUGGCAAAUGGAUUUAAAUCAUUUAACUGUAUGCCUUAUUGGUCAUAUAUGUUGCUUAGACAAUAUAUUAGAAUUACAAUUAACUAGACAACAACAUUUACUAUGUAUAUCAGUAAUGAAUUCAAAUAAACCAUUAUUAAUUGAUCCAUAUUGGAAUCAGGAGACUUAAUAUUAUCAGAAUGGGUACAAUAUUAUGAAUAUGAUAUAUAAAGUUAAUCAAUAAUUCGAGGAACCUCCUUUGUUUGAAAUGGAACUAUUUUUUUUUGGUUUUACUCUUAAUAUUUUGUUUUAUUCCAUAAAAAUAUUGACAUGAUCAUUUAAUUUUCAAUGAUUGUUUAUCCUUUUUUGUUUAACAUGGAUUAUCACAUUUCAAGUUCUGUUGAAUAAUAGAGAGGAGAAAAAAAA